Molecule: messenger RNA, 2221 nt
Organism: Annulohypoxylon truncatum
Lineage: Eukaryota; Fungi; Ascomycota; Sordariomycetes; Xylariales; Hypoxylaceae
Exons: 2
Coding region: 210-2015 (601 amino acids)
Biological process (GO): protein secretion
Cellular component (GO): endoplasmic reticulum membrane
Molecular function (GO): protein binding; GTPase activator activity; guanyl-nucleotide exchange factor activity
Source: RefSeq, a predicted model, not a curated record
AGAAGAUGCAAGUGUGGCCUUGCCAUGCCUUGAACUAAGGGAAUACUACUUUCGUCAUCAAAGCCAAAGCCAAAGUCAAAGUCAACAGAACAACAACUUUGGAAUCUUGCGAUUCUUAUCAAAAUGUCAAUUUGAACAUGUCGUUCCUUUUACGAAGCUAAUCGAAGCUGUCUUCACACCUACCAAAUCAACCAAACCUAAUUGCGACAAUGACGAACCGUAUCCCUACUGCGAAGAUCACCCUCUCCUACCCUCUCUAUUCGUGCGCCUUCGAUCCGACAGAUCCCAAUCAACUUAUUGUCGCCGGAGGAGGUGGCCCGGGACGGAAUGGUGUGGGGAAUAAAAUUACGGUUCUUGACACCUCCAACCCAGAGGAGUUAUCAGAGGUUGCCGAACUGGAACUAAGUCCGAACGAAGACAACGUCACGACCCUUGCCACCGGCCCUCGAAAAGAUAGAAACCUUACCGUGUUCGCCGGCGUCAAUUCUAGCCCGGAAGAUAUUAAAAAGGGAAAGAAUGAACAUUUUCGCGUUUACGGCAUCAGCCAACCCGCUAAGUCGGCCAAGACUAGCGGUGUAAGGGUCUCCGAGGUCGCGCGAGAUGCGCUGUUCUUGCAUAAGGACGCAAGCGCCUACCAGCGACUCCUCCGUCUGUCCCACCCGUACGAAAAUCUUGCACAACUGGGCGCUAUCGCGACUGGCCUCUCUAAGGAAUCCGAAAUUGCGCUCUUCGAUGUACCAUGUGCAGGAGGCGGGCGGUGGAAAUCACGGGGCAGGCUGGACAUACCUAAGGAAGCAAUGGACCUGGACGUCGUUCAGACUGGUCCCGACACAUACCAGUUAGCAUACUGCGACGAUCACGAGAUAUUCACUGUCGAAGUAUCCAAGACCGAAAUCUCGGACCCGAAAUGUGUAUACACAAUUACCCCAGAUGAAGGUGCCACAGCUAAGGCAUCGUUCAAAUCAUUGCGCUACCUGACGCCCGGUUUUCUCAUAACCGUCGUCAAUAGGCCCAAUUCCAAUGGGGUCGCCCUGCACGGCUUUCGCCUCCCCGCCAAAGAGCAGGAGAAUGCGCGCCUUGCGAUUAAGGCCAGAUUGCCGAAGGGUGUCUCCAAGGCAACCGGCCUCGCUGUGAGAAAUUUAUCGCCGGCUUCCUCCCCGUCGGAAAAGCAAGGCGAAACCCAAUUCGUUGUCGCUGUCGCCGGGAACGAUGCAUCGAUAUCGCUAUUCACCUUGGAACAUAAAUCCGCAGCCAGCGUCGACCUCCUAGCGGAUCUCGCGCCUUUCCAUGUGCUCAAAGGUGCUCACCCUUCGAAUAUAACUGGUAUUACGUUUUCGCCUUUCACGCCACCAAAAUCAUCAAAGUCUACCGCGGAACUUACAGUUAAGCUGGCCACCGUAGGUGUUGGCUUCACAACUGUUGUACAUAGCAUACCACUCAAGAAGCACGUUGACAAAUCUAUCUCAGAAAGGAAAGGAGGACCCCCUAAGCCGUCGCGCUACGUCGUCGCAUUAAAAUCUCAAAGCGAAUCACCCCUGACUGUCAUCACUCUUGUCACAAUAGUGAUACUCAUCCUCGCCAUAAUCGGGCAGACGUUCCUCGAAGCAAAAAAUAUCGGCCAGCCCGUACUCGGGGUCAGGCCGUAUCUUCCUACUUCAUGGACAACGCCGUUGCGAAAGGUUUCUGAAACUAAUGACAAGAACAUCAAGGACCUCUUAUCAAAUGCCCAGGGUGAACAUGGUCAACCUAUUGUGAUUCGACAUAUUGAAAAUGGAGAGACCGAUGCCCACGGGCUUCCGCCUCUUCACGUCGGUGUUCACAGCGAAGAAGACGAAGAGACUCACGGUCCCACCGUAGCGUGGGAGAGCUUGGAUCCCAAGGAACAGGACGUCUGGAAGCUACGACUCAAAAAGACGGGCCAUUGGGUCGAAGAUAUGGGAGAGUCUAUCUUCAAAGGUGUACUGUUCGGCGAGAUCGGCGGGGCUAUUGGGAACAUAGUCGGUGAGGCCUUGUAAGGAAUUUAUGUCAUGUGUAUACGAAGAGAGAGGAACGAGGCUCUGUACGCCUCUUAGAUGAUCAUAUCACGAAGGACGCAGUCUGUAUGAUGUGCUCUGUAUAAAAUAUGCCUAGCUAUCUAUGAAUACGAAAUUAAUCACGUUCAGCUGCGUGUUGUGGUAUGUCUCGGCAUCGGUGUGCGGAAUUAUGAGACGGCCUCGGGAAG